CGAAAGAAGUCAUAAUCUGCUAAGAUUAAUAGAAUGACAGUAAAAGAUGGGUCAAUUACAAAACAUGCUAGUGGUUCAAUCAAAAUUGAGAUUCAUGAGGAUCGAUUGACAAAGAAGUUAGGUAGGCCACCAAAUAAGAUUGAAGUAUUUCGAGCAACUCACACCAAAAAGGGUGCUGAUGGUGUAUUCAUUGAUGGCAAAUCACAACGGGUCGAUGAAGAUUAUGCAAGUGCAAUUGUGGAGAAAUAUGGUUCUAAUUCUGAAUCCCCACCAAUAUUUGAUAUGGAUAAGUGGAUAGAAGUAUCUGGAGGCUUUAAUAAAGAAAUGGUGUAUGGUUUUGGGUCUUCUGCAAAAUCUCAAACAAGUGGAUCAUCUACCUCUCAAUCAUGCAGAUUUGCUUAUCCUGGGUCAUCUUCUCAGCCUGCGAUGACACAAGAGGAAAUUCAACAACUUAUAGCUGAAAAAGCAUCACGAAUGAGGGCAGAGAUGAUGGCUGAAAUACUUGAUCAGGUGCGAAAGGAGUUAAAGACCACAGGUGGUACUCAGUUUGCAACAUCUUCACAUCCAACCACUUCAGACUCUACAAAUCCAUAG
Messenger RNA from Hevea brasiliensis (rubber tree), 594 nucleotides. RefSeq lists its product as uncharacterized. The coding region runs from base 34 to 594 and encodes 186 amino acids. The transcript has 3 exons. NCBI's taxonomy places the organism in Eukaryota, Viridiplantae, Streptophyta, Magnoliopsida, Malpighiales, Euphorbiaceae. The record is from RefSeq and is a predicted model, not a curated record.